GCUCGUGUGUUCUGCGCCCGCCGAGGCGGUGCCGAGCCCGCUGGCUCCUGAUUGUCCUUUGCGGCGGCUGCGGUCUCUGUCUCUUUGCCUCCCGACCCGGGGCUGCAGGGACCAGAGCGGUCGCGCCUCCCGCGGGCCACGGCUGCCCAGAGCAGAAACGGCCUGCUUGAGAUAUAAAUCUUGGUGGACAGUGUGGCUGCAGGCCACUGGACUGGAAUUCUCCGUGGCUUUCUAAGUGGCGGGUGUCUGGGGUGUGCUGUCCCGGCCUGUGGCGUGCAUCAUGCCAGCCUUGUCGACAGGAUCCGGGAGCGAUGCAGGUCUGUAUGAGCUGUUGGCUGCUCUGCCAGCCCAGCUGCAGCCACAUGUGGAUAGCCAGGAAGACCUGACCUUCCUCUGGGAUAUGUUUGGUGAAAAAAGCCUGCAUUCACUGGUAAAGAUUCACGAAAAACUCCACUACUACGAGAAGCAGAACCCCAUGCCCAUCCUCCACGGCGCAGCGGUCUUGGCCGAUGACCUGGCCGAAGAGCUUCAGAACAAGCCAUUAAACAGUGAGAUCAGAGAGCUGUUGAAACUACUGUCAAAACCCAAUGUGAAGGCUUUGCUCUCUGUACAUGAUACUGUGGCUCAGAAGAAUUACGAUCCUAUAUUACCACCAAUGCCGGAUGAUAUCGAUGAUGAAGAAGACUCAGUAAAAAUCAUUCGUCUGGUUAAAAAUAGAGAACCCCUGGGAGCUACCAUUAAGAAAGACGAGCAGACUGGAGCCAUCGUUGUGGCUAGAAUCAUGAGAGGAGGCGCUGCGGAUAGAAGUGGUCUUAUACAUGUUGGUGAUGAACUUAGGGAAGUGAAUGGGAUUCCAGUCGAGGAUAAAAGGCCUGAGGAAAUAAUUCAGAUUUUGGCUCAGUCUCAGGGAGCAAUUACCUUUAAGAUUAUACCCAGCAUCAAAGAGGAGACUCCAUCUAAAGAAGGCAAGAUGUUUAUCAAAGCCCUCUUUGACUAUGACCCUAAUGAGGAUAAAGCAAUUCCAUGUAAGGAAGCUGGGCUUUCUUUCAAAAAGGGAGAUAUUCUUCAGAUUAUGAGCCAAGAUGAUGCAACGUGGUGGCAGGCAAAGCACGCGGAUGAUGCCAAUCCCAGGGCAGGCUUGAUUCCCUCAAAGCAUUUCCAGGAAAGGAGAUUGGCUCUGAGACGACCAGAAAUACUAGUUCAGCCCUUGAAAGUUUCCAACAGGAAAUCAUAUGAGGAAACAGUUGAGUGUGAGGAAAUUAAAGAAGAUGCUGAAUAUGCUGGUAACCACAGUGGAACGUAUAUAGCUGGUUUUAGGAGAAGUUUUCGUCUUAGUAGGAAAGAUAAGAAAACAAAUAAGUCCAUGUAUGAAUGCAAGAAGAGUGACCAGUACGACACUGCUGAUGUGCCCACAUAUGAGGAAGUGACGCCGUAUCGGCGGCAAACGAACGAAAAAUACCGGCUUGUAGUCCUGGUUGGUCCCGUGGGAGUAGGUCUGAAUGAACUGAAGCGAAAGCUGCUCAUCAGCGACACCCAGCACUACGGAGUGACCGUGCCCCACACAACCAGAGCAAGAAGAAGCCAGGAGAGCGAUGGUGUGGAAUAUAUUUUCAUUUCCAAGCAUUUGUUUGAGACGGAUGUACAAAAUAACAAGUUUAUUGAAUACGGUGAAUAUAAAAACAACUACUACGGCACAAGUAUAGACUCCGUGCGGUCUGUCCUCGCUAAAAACAAAGUUUGUUUGUUGGAUGUUCAGCCUCACACAGUGAAGCAUUUAAGGACCCUAGAAUUUAAGCCCUAUGUGAUAUUUAUAAAGCCUCCAUCAAUAGAGCGCUUGAGGGAGACAAGAAAAAAUGCAAAGAUUAUUUCAAGCAGAGAUGACCAAGGGGCUGCAAAGCCUUUCACAGAAGAAGACUUUCAGGAAAUGAUUAAAUCUGCACAGAUAAUGGAAAAUCAGUAUGGUCAUCUUUUUGACAAAAUCAUAGUAAAUGAUGACCUCACAGUGGCAUUCAAUGAGCUGAAAACAACUUUUGACAAAUUAGAGACAGAGGCCCACUGGGUUCCAGUGAGCUGGUUACAUUCGUAACUAAGGGAAACCCCCACGGUCAGCGUUUCGUAGAGUGCAUGAUGAAAUCAGUUACUGUCCUGGUGGCAGGGUUUGUUAGUCUAUGUCACUGCUGUAGAUGUGCAGUCUUGCUUUAAAACUGAAUGUUGGUUUUGUUUGUAUCUUUCUCCAGCCUUACUUCAAGCACAGUAUUUGAGUAGAAGAUCCAGAAUCAAAAUUUGCAUAGUACCAUCUUUUGAGCAGAGCUUUUGAACCUUUUGGUUGUCUUUAACAUACAGCUGUACCUCCAAGAGGAGGUUGGACUUUUCUGGGAGAAACAGCCAGGGAAUUGAUACUGGAGUUGUGCUUCGUUGGGUCUCAGAUGUGGUCCCUCCAUCAAGUCUGGAAGCUCACAGCUGAAGGUAUGACCUUCACAGCCGUGAGCAGCUCCAGGCAAACAGGACAGCUUUGCCGUUCUUCGGAUGGGUCACUGGGCUCACUGG
This is a messenger RNA of Neogale vison (American mink), 2547 nucleotides long. RefSeq names its product MAGUK p55 scaffold protein 7 (gene MPP7). Bases 281 to 2086 code for a protein of 601 amino acids. The record is from RefSeq and is a predicted model, not a curated record. Gene Ontology annotation, biological process: protein localization to adherens junction. The transcript is spliced from 20 exons. Gene Ontology annotation, cellular component: plasma membrane; cell-cell junction. Gene Ontology annotation, molecular function: protein binding. NCBI's taxonomy places the organism in Eukaryota, Metazoa, Chordata, Mammalia, Carnivora, Mustelidae.